AUGGACAAACAAAAAUCGACAACAACUGCUGCUGGUGGACUAUCAACAAAGGCUAUCACCACCAAUCAUGCUGCUGUGCUAUCCCAACCUAUUCGCCGAGUUCUUCAAAGUUUUCUUCUGAUCUGGCUUGAUGCCAAUUUCGAUGAAUCCAAAGAUCAUUAUAACAAGUCAAUACAAGAUCUACAACAUAUUGUAGCAACAAUCAAAACAUUUACAGAUGUUGAUCAAUGUGUUGAUUUUCUCAGUGACAUUGAAGAUGAAAAAGUAUUCAUGAUUGUGUCUAAUGCACUGGGACAACAUAUCGUACCAGAAAUCCAAGCAUUGCCACAAUUACACUCAAUUUAUGUUUUCUGUGACAAUCAAUCGAUUAAUCAACAAUGGGUCACAAUAAUACCUAAAAUAAAAGGUGUAUACACACAAAUUGAACCAAUUUGUGAAGCAUUAAAAAUCGAUUGUGAACAUUGUGAUCGAGGUAUGAUCUCGGUCAGUUUUAAUGGUCUCGAUCCAUUAUUUAUGUAUACGCAAUUUUUAAAAGAGGCACUUUUGGAAAUCGAAGAUGACGAUACAAAAUCUAUUAAGGAACUCGUUGAAUACUGUCGUCUUCACAGUGAUGCUUCCGAAAUAACACUCGAAAAGAUCGAGCGAGAAUAUCGUGAUCAUAAACCAAUUUCGUGGUACACGGGACCAUAUUUUAUCUACUCAAUGCUCAAUCGUGGUCUUCGACUAAUGGAUGUUGAUGUUAUACUAAAAAUGGGCUUUUUUAUUCGCCAUCUACAUCAACAUAAGAAUUGGUCAAAAACUACAUAA
This is a messenger RNA of Rotaria sordida, 807 nucleotides long. The record is from the annotation of a GenBank genome assembly. NCBI's taxonomy places the organism in Eukaryota, Metazoa, Rotifera, Eurotatoria, Philodinida, Philodinidae.